CCACAAGGGGGUACCUUAUCCUUGGACUGAGCCUGCCUCUGAGGACUGAAUCUGCUCCCUGAUUGCAUUUGGCCCGAUAAGCAGAGGCUGGCACUGCUGUGGUGUGUGUAACCGAACCUUGCACCACCCUCUAAAGCAAUCUCCAGCCCAGGGGGAAAAUGAGGCAGAGCUCAGUGGCAGGCAUUUGGCUCAGGGACUGCAGAGGGCUCUUUGCCGCCGGGCCCUUUUCUGAGGAUCCGGGGCCCCCCAGAGGAAUCUUUUUCACAAGGGCCCCUCAUUUUGUCUCAAGUACCCGGAGCAACAGAGUUAGAUCCAUUUACUUCCAGGCAAGUUAAAGGAACGCUUUGCUUCUGAAUCUUCCCCUUCUGGGGUUGGGAGCUACUGGGGGACAGGAUUGACCAUUUCCAUCAUGACAGAAAUAGCCACGGCCAACCCAAGGGGAAUGGAAGAGAAUGCGUAAUUUCAACUCCGGUGUUUCCUUCCCAAGAGAAAAAUGGAAGACGGCCCCCUCCCACUGCUGACUUUUCUCACAGCUCCUUACCAUGACCAGAAACCAGGAACCAGUGGAUUACGGAAGAAGACCUACCAUUUCGAGACAAAGCCAAGCUACCUGGAGAAUUUCAUCCAAAGCGUCUUCUUCUGCAUAGACUUAAAAGACCGGCAGGGCUCCUCCAUGGUGGUUGGCGGAGAUGGGAGAUACUUUAAUACCUCAGCCAUAGAAACAAUAGUGCAGAUGGCUGCUGCCAACGGGAUUGGAAGACUGGUGAUUGGACAGAAUGGCAUUCUCUCCACCCCUGCUGUGUCUUGCAUUAUUAGGAAAAUCAAAGCCAUCGGCGGGAUCAUUCUGACCGCCAGCCACAACCCUGGGGGUCCCAAUGGGGACUUUGGAAUCAAGUUUAAUAUCUCCAAUGGAGGACCAGCUCCUGAAGCCAUCACGGAGAAAAUCUUCCAGAUCAGUAAGACAAUCGAAGAGUAUGCGAUCUGCCCAGACUUGAAAGUCGACCUCAGCGUCCUUGGAAAACAGCAGUUUGACUUGGAGAACAAGUUCAAACCAUUCACAGUGGAAAUUGUGGAUUCAGUGGAAGCUUAUGCCACCAUGCUGAGAAACAUCUUUGACUUCAGUUCCCUAAAGGAGCUGCUCUCAGGCCCCAACCGGCUCAAGAUUCGAAUCGAUGCCAUGCAUGGAGGUACGAAGUGAUGGUCACAGUCAGGAU
Molecule: messenger RNA, 1214 nt
Organism: Monodelphis domestica (gray short-tailed opossum)
Lineage: Eukaryota; Metazoa; Chordata; Mammalia; Didelphimorphia; Didelphidae
Gene: PGM1
Product: phosphoglucomutase 1
Biological process (GO): carbohydrate metabolic process
Cellular component (GO): cytosol
Molecular function (GO): phosphoglucomutase activity; magnesium ion binding
Source: RefSeq, a predicted model, not a curated record